CAAGUACAAACUUCCUACAGCAAACAUGGCCAUCCCAUUCAAGCACCACCCUCGAUCUCAACAAAUCUUCGAGCCUCCGCUCAUUGCCAAUGAGAAUGCGUUUCUGGGGGAUGUGGAUUCGAGUGACAGCUACAACCCCGAAAACCCCAUCUCGGCCGGCUUCUACCGUCUGGAAAAAGGCACCCCGCUCGUUUACGAAUACACCUUUGAUGAGAUGAAGAUCAUCCUGGAAGGCAAGUUCGAGAUCUCGGAUGAGACCGGUCAAAAGGUUGAGGCUUUCCCUGGGGAUGUGUUUCAUUUUCCCAAGGGGAGUAAGGUGACUUUUACGACGCCGUCUUAUGGGUUGGCUUUUUUUACGGGACAACGGGCCAAGACUGUUUGAGUGAUGAUGUAAUUGGAAUAUUCUGGGUUGUGUUGAAUUUAUUCCUUGCUGUUAAACCGGGCUAUUUAUUACUAUGUAUUAUUGAGAAAGAGAGGGGGGGGUUAGUCUAGUUGAUGGCUGGGAGAUGAAC
Aspergillus vadensis CBS 113365 is the source of this 512-nucleotide messenger RNA. Its product is annotated as cupin domain-containing protein. The record is from RefSeq and is a predicted model, not a curated record. Bases 26 to 382 code for a protein of 118 amino acids. NCBI's taxonomy places the organism in Eukaryota, Fungi, Ascomycota, Eurotiomycetes, Eurotiales, Aspergillaceae. The transcript has 3 exons.